AUGGGAAUGCUAUUUUUUAGUGUCUCAAAGUCCCAAAUGCGGUGAUUGUACACCGUGGUCUCAAAGCAGAGAAAAGUGAGGUUAUGUAAAUAACUGUUUACAUUUUUUACCAAGUUACUCCAUGAAUUUCUUCAAAGUAGUUUCACAUUGAAUGUAGCUUUUCUGCAACAAAUAAUAGUUGUCACAUUUUGUGAAGUUUCAGAUUUUUAGAUGUCUGAAUCUAUGGAUAGUUCUAACGUUUAUGAAACUAGUAAUACUUCCUUAAAUAAUUCAACAAGCGAACAAGUAGUUACGAAAGAGAAAAAGGCAUCAUGUAUCAUUGUUCUUGGGAUGGCUGGAUCUGGAAAAACUACAUUUGUUAAACGACUUGUUUCGGUACUAUACAAUGUAGGAAAACCAUAUGUAAUAAAUUUAGAUCCUGCAUGUAAAGAGGUUCCAUACCCUGCUAACAUAGAUAUAAGAGAUACUGUUAAUUACAAAGAAGUGAUGAAACAAUAUAGUUUAGGACCAAAUGGUGGUAUUGUUACUGCUUUAAAUUUAUUUUCCACAAAAUUUGAUCAGGUCAUAGACCUCAUUGAUAAAGCUAGUAAGGAACACGAGUAUAUAAUUUUGGAUACACCAGGACAGAUAGAAGUAUUCACAUGGUCUGCAAGUGGUACAAUCAUAACAGAAGCUUUGGCAUCUCAGUUUCCAACAAUUGUGGUAUAUGUACUAGAUACUGUGAGAAGCGUUAAUCCUGUAACAUUUAUGUCCAAUAUGCUGUAUGCAUGUUCUAUACUGUAUAAAACUAAAUUACCAUUUAUUGUUGCUAUGAAUAAGAUUGAUAUUGUGGAACAUAGUUAUGCAGUAGACUGGAUGCAAGACUUUGAAGCAUUUCAAGAUGCUUUGGAUGCAGAAACAAGCUAUAUUAGUAAUUUAACGCGUAGUAUGGCACUGACACUCGACGAAUUUUAUUGUCAUCUGCGUAGUUGCGGUGUUUCAGCUGCUACAGGGGCUGGCAUUACAAAAUUUUUAGAACUUGUUAAAGAUGCUGUAGAGGAGUAUGAACGGGAUUACAAAGUGAACUGGGAACAAGUGAAAAUUAAAAGGGACGCUCAGAGGUCUGAGGCAGAAAAAGAAAAAUUGCAGCAAGCAGCGCAAAAUGUUGCAGGGGAAACUAUACCGUUUGUAUCAACAAUCAAUAGCGGAAGAGAAAUUUCAGAUAUAUAUCUAAAGCAUGCUGGAAAUGAAUCAAGCGAGGACGAGGAAGGAACAGAAAAUCCGUAUAAUAAUGAAGAAGAAGAUGAAAACAAAGAAACAGAGUCGUUUAAAAACUUUCUAGAUAGGCACAAAAUAGAACAAAAUAAACGUACAUCUAAUCAACCAACUACGAGCCAUGAGCCAUGAUGUAUAAUGUAAAAACGUAAUUUUUAUAUUUACAAAUAAAUUUUUGUACCAACAUAUAA
Megalopta genalis is the source of this 1445-nucleotide messenger RNA. Its product is annotated as GPN-loop GTPase 1. The record is from RefSeq and is a predicted model, not a curated record. Lineage: Eukaryota; Metazoa; Arthropoda; Insecta; Hymenoptera; Halictidae. Gene Ontology annotation, molecular function: GTPase activity.